ACCGGACCCCACAUCCUUUUUCUCCCGUGCGCAAAUAAAUGCACGUAAAGGGAAAGGAGCUUCGCGUUCCGUAAGCCGAACGCCCAUCGCCUCCGGCUCUCUUCGCCGAACUUGGAAGGCCCAUAUUGGAUCCAUUGCCACACCCUCUCUUCCUCUUCGAGAAGAAGGAAAGGCGGUGGGUUCUUCCGCGAGAUCUGUGUCUCCCGCGAGAUCUGGACAGCCAGAGGAGGCUUGGAAAGGGGAGGGAGGGAGGAAGAAGGAAGGACUCGACAGAGGAAGCACGCCAACCGAGGGUUGCUGCAUGUCAGAUCGUGGCAACGGUAUUGGCCACUACUACGGCGGAUUCGGUGAGCUUGCCAACCCUCUGCAAUGGCCACAACUGAGGAAAAAGCGACGCCUUGCUGUUCUCCCAGCCUCCUGCCUCCCAAGGCCAGCGGCGCCAAGGGAGGAGCGCCUCGGAGCGAGGCGGCGGUCGGGGAAUGGAUCGCGGCGGCGGAUCCAAAGCGGCCUGCCUCGGCAGCGACGGCCAUGAGCCCGCUCGUCCCCGUCGAGGACGUCAAGGACCCUCCCGCCAAGGCUUCCCUUCCGGGCAUCCCCAUGAUGAUGAGGGCUCAGACAAGGCACCCCCUGGAUCCAUUGUCUGCUGCUGAAAUCUCUGUUGCAGUAGCAACUGUUAGGUCUGCUGGUGCAACUCCGGAGGUCAGAGAUAGUAUGCGGUUUGUUGAAGUAGUUCUUUUGGAGCCAGAGAAAAAUAUUGUGGCAUUAGCUGAUGCCUACUUUUUCCCCCCUUUCCAACCAUCACUACUUCCCAGAACAAAGGGUGGUCCUGUCAUCCUGAGUAAGCUUCCACCCAGGAGGGCAAGGCUUGUUGUCUAUAACAAAAAGUCAAAUGAGACAAGCAUCUGGAUAGUUGAGCUGUCUGAAGUACAUGCAGCAACUCGUGGUGGUCAUCACAGGGGAAAAGUGAUCUCCUCUGAAGUUGUUCCUGAUGUACAGCCUCCUAUGGAUGCUAUAGAAUAUGCGGAGUGUGAAGCUGCUGUUAAAAACUAUCCUCCAUUCAUAGAGGCAAUGAGAAAGAGAGGAGUAGAUGAUAUGGAUCUUGUAAUGGUAGAUGCUUGGUGUGCUGGUUACCACAGUGAUGCUGAUGCUCCCAGCCGCAGGCUUGCAAAACCACUCAUUUUUUGUCGGACAGAGAGUGACUGCCCUGUGGAGAAUGGUUAUGCACGUCCUGUUGAAGGCAUCUAUAUUCUUGUUGACAUGCAAAACAAUCUGAUAAUUGAGUUCGAAGAUAGAAAAUUGGUCCCUCUGCCUCCAGCUGAUCCAUUGAGAAACUAUACACCUGGAGAAACUCGUGGAGGUGUUGACAGAAGUGAUAUAAAGCCUCUGCAUAUUCUUCAGCCUGAAGGUCCAAGUUUUCGUAUAAAUGGUUAUUUUGUGGAGUGGCAAAAGUGGAGCUUCCGUAUUGGUUUCACCCCAAGGGAGGGCUUAGUAAUACACUCUGUGGCAUACAUUGAUGGCAGUCGGGGACGGAGACCUGUGGCACAUAGGUUGAGUUUUGUUGAGAUGGUAGUUCCCUAUGGAGAUCCAAAUGAACCACAUUAUCGUAAGAAUGCAUUUGAUGCUGGUGAAGAUGGCCUCGGGAAAAAUGCUCACUCUCUUAAAAGGGGUUGUGACUGCCUGGGCUACAUCAAAUACUUCGAUGCUCAUUUUACAAAUUAUACUGGUGGUAUAGAGACUAUUGAAAAUUGUGUUUGUUUGCAUGAGGAGGAUCAUGGAAUCUUAUGGAAGCAUCAAGAUUGGCGAACGGGCUUAGCAGAAGUUAGGAGAUCAAGAAGGCUAACCGUGUCCUUCAUAUGCACAGUUGCUAACUAUGAAUAUGGGUUUUUCUGGCACUUCUAUCAGGAUGGUAAGAUUGAAGCAGAAGUAAAAUUGACUGGAAUUCUCAGCUUAGGAGCAUUGCAACCUGGUGAAUCAAGAAAAUAUGGUACAACCAUCGCUCCAGGCUUAUAUGCGCCAGUUCAUCAACAUUUCUUUGUUGCUCGCAUGGACAUGGCUGUUGAUUGUAAACCUACCGAAGCCUUCAAUCAGGUGAUUGAGGUAAAUGCCAAGGUAGAAGAUCCAGGUCAAAAUAAUGUUCAUAACAAUGCUUUUUAUGCUGAAGAAAAGCUUCUCAAGUCAGAGCUGGAAGCUAUGCGUGAUUGUGAUCCUUUCUCUGCACGUCACUGGAUUGUAAGGAACACAAGGACUGUAAAUCGGACAGGUCAACCUACAGGUUAUAAGCUCAUGCCUGGUCUGAAUUGCCUCCCAUUAGCUGGUCCAGAGGCAAAAUUCUUGAGAAGAGCUGCAUUUUUAAAGCAUAAUCUAUGGGUUACACCUUACAGUCGGGAUGAGAUGUACCCUGGAGGAGAGUUUCCCAAUCAGAAUCCCCGCAUAAAUGAGGGAUUAGUGACAUGGGUUAAGAAGAACAGGUCCCUUGAGGAAGCUGACAUUGUUCUAUGGUACGUAUUUGGAAUCACACACAUACCCAGGUUGGAAGAUUGGCCUGUCAUGCCUGUGGAUCGGAUUGGCUUUAUGCUCAUGCCGCAUGGCUUCUUUAACUGCUCCCCAGCAGUGGACGUGCCACCGAGUGCUAAUGAAAUAGACAAGGAUGGUGGAUCGCCCAAGUUGAUCCAGAACGGACUGCUCGCUAAGCUUUGAGAGGGAGGGAUGUAAAAGCUGAACAUCUAAUAUAUCAAUAUGUUAAAUAAAGCAUCACCGGUGAGACCUUGUUGCUAGUGAUUCUAUGUUUGCAGUGUGCUAGAUUGUGACUUGGAUUAAGUUUGAUCGUCGUGCGGUACCCUUUCCCCUUGUUUGGAAAUUGCUUCUCUUAAUCUUCUUUGUCUUGAAGUCAUAUGAAUGUUGAUCUUUUCCUUCUUUA
Musa acuminata AAA Group (dessert banana) is the source of this 2917-nucleotide messenger RNA. Its product is annotated as amine oxidase [copper-containing] zeta, peroxisomal. The coding region runs from base 370 to 2697 and encodes 775 amino acids. The transcript has 12 exons. Gene Ontology annotation, molecular function: quinone binding; primary methylamine oxidase activity; copper ion binding. Lineage: Eukaryota; Viridiplantae; Streptophyta; Magnoliopsida; Zingiberales; Musaceae. The record is from RefSeq and is a predicted model, not a curated record. Gene Ontology annotation, biological process: amine metabolic process.